Messenger RNA from Pelmatolapia mariae (spotted tilapia), 1740 nucleotides. It is a transcript of the gene slc30a7, whose product is annotated as solute carrier family 30 member 7. The transcript has 11 exons. The coding region runs from base 66 to 1316 and encodes 416 amino acids. Gene Ontology annotation, molecular function: zinc ion transmembrane transporter activity. Gene Ontology annotation, biological process: intracellular zinc ion homeostasis; zinc ion import into Golgi lumen. The record is from RefSeq and is a predicted model, not a curated record. Gene Ontology annotation, cellular component: membrane; Golgi apparatus; cytoplasmic vesicle. NCBI's taxonomy places the organism in Eukaryota, Metazoa, Chordata, Actinopteri, Cichliformes, Cichlidae.
UAGCAUUCCGUAGCUAAACUAUCAAGUGAGUGUGUGAGUGUGUGUGUGUGUCUCCAGUUGUGAAAAUGUUACCAUUAUCUAUUAAAGACGAUGAGUAUAAGCCGACCAAGUAUAACCUGCUGCUGAAACUCUCCGGGUGGUUCAGGUCUAUCCUCGCCGAUAAAACUUCCAGAAAUCUGUUCUUCUUCCUAUGUCUGAACCUGUCCUUCGCCUUUGUGGAGUUAAUGUAUGGUAUCUGGAGUAACAGUUUAGGUCUGAUCUCAGAUUCUUUCCACAUGUUUUUUGACUGCACUGCCCUGCUGGCAGGUCUGGCAGCCUCCGUCAUCUCCAGGUGGAGAUCCAACGAUAGCUUCUCCUACGGCUAUGUGAGAGCAGAGGUUCUGGCAGGCUUUGUCAAUGGGCUCUUCCUCAUCUUCACUGCUUUCUUCAUUUUCUCGGAAGGAGUUGAGAGAGCUCUAGAGCCUCCAGAUGUUCACCAUGAGCGGCUGCUUCCUGUCUCUGUAGCCGGUCUGCUGGUGAACCUGGUCGGGAUCUUUGCGUUCCAGCAUGGAGGACAUGGGCACUCACAUGGAGAGGGAGACCACGGACACAGUCACUCUCUGUUUAAUGGUAGCACAAGUCACGGUCACAGUCAUGGAGGACAUCACCACCACGACAAACAUGCAGAUUCCCACAGUCAUGGAGGACAUCACCACCACGACAAACAUGCAGAUUCCCACAGUCAUGGAGGACAUCACCACCACGACAAACAUGCAGAUUGCCACAGUCAUGGAGGACAUCACCACGACAAACACGCAGAUUGGCACAGUCAUGGAGGACACGAGGAACCACACUAUAAUGACGAACUGCAACACCUGCCGGGAAAAGGCGCCAGCAAACAGAUCCUGCAGGGAGUCCUGUUGCAUAUUAUUGCAGACACUUUGGGCAGUGUCGGUGUGAUCAUCUCCGCUCUGCUGAUGCAGAAAUACGAUCUAAUGAUUGCCGAUCCCAUCUGCUCCAUGCUGAUCGCCAUCCUCAUUGGAGUCAGUGUGGUACCUUUACUGAAGGAGUCUAUUGGGAUUCUGAUGCAGAGAACUCCAUUUUCACUAGACCAUGCCCUACCAGAGUGCUACCAGAGGGUGCAGCAACUGCAGGGAGUAUAUAAUUUGCAGGAGCCUCACUUCUGGACUCUGUGUACUGAUGUUUAUAUCGGAACAUUAAAGCUGCUGGUCGCCCCUGACGCUGACACCCGCUGGAUCCUUAGCCAGACACACCACAUCUUCACGCAGGCAGGAGUUCGGCAGCUGUAUGUUCAGAUCGACACAGCUGCCAUGUAGAAGCUGCUAAUAUUCCACUACACUUGGGACCAAUCGCAUUCAGUCUACUUCUGCAGGUGACUUCUGACCCCCACAGUCACCCCAGCACAGACUGGAAUAGGGGGAGGGCUCUCAGAACUGAUGAACUAAAACAGCCCCACCCACUUUCUUAAAAAUAAAAAUAAUAAUAAUAAUCCUGCUCACAGUGGAAAUUCUGCCCCUCCCACAAAGAAUUAUGGGUAAGUGCCUUUGUCAUGAGACAAUCUGAGCCCCUCCCAACACCUCUGACAUCACUGCUCAGACUCGAUUGGUUGACAGUGUGUGUGAAGUCACUCUGUAUGUGCCAAACCAUGUGACCGACCAGUGGAUUUAAGCCUUUUUUGUUUCUUUUUUAAAAAAAAAAUAUUUAUUACAGCUGUAAUAAAUAAAUCUGGUUCUCUGAGAA